Molecule: messenger RNA, 860 nt
Organism: Culex pipiens pallens (northern house mosquito)
Lineage: Eukaryota; Metazoa; Arthropoda; Insecta; Diptera; Culicidae
Product: thioredoxin, mitochondrial
Exons: 3
Coding region: 237-641 (134 amino acids)
Cellular component (GO): cytoplasm
Molecular function (GO): oxidoreductase activity, acting on a sulfur group of donors, disulfide as acceptor
Source: RefSeq, a predicted model, not a curated record
UGCUCAGAACAAAAACAACCACCAAAUAUCGUCGUCAGAAGUUGUCCUGUCACACCUGGUUAUGGUGCACAGAGGUUUCUCAUUGUUAAACUAAACUCGUUUCAAUUUUUGUUGAUAUUUUGAUGUUCCUUCAGUGCAGCUUCGUUGUACUGUAGUGUAUGUGUAUGUGUAUUUUGUUGUUAAACGUACAGUAAGAUUGUUAAGUACUGAGAUAACAGAGCAGUAGCGCCACCAGCAUGUUACGCAUCUUCCGCAGUUCGGUGCUCGGCGAGCGAUUUAUCCGGAAAACGUUCUCGUUCUCGGCGGUUGCGGCAAAAAAGUUCGUCAUAAAGGACCACUAUGAGUUCGAUCAGAAGGUGAUCAACAGCGAAAACCCGGUAAUCGUCAACUUCCACGCCGAGUGGUGCGAUCCGUGCAAAAUUCUAACGCCCAAAAUGGCCGAGCUGUUGGGCCCGUCGGAGGAGAUCGACCUCGCGAUAGUGGACGUGGACAACAACGCCGACCUGGUGCAGACGUUCGAGGUGAAGGCCGUCCCGGCGGUGCUGGCCUUCCGGAACGGGGUCGUGGUGGACAAAUUUAUCGGCCUCGUAGACGCGAACAUGAUCGAGAGUUUAAUUGAGAAGUUGGCCAAGAAAAAGUAGUUAGUUACCAGGGAACUCUGGGAAGAUAGAAAUAACGCACGGAACCACGAGUUGCACACGACUCUCAUGCGGUGCUGUGAUGUACAAUAAGACAAAAAAAAACAAACUUUACGUGUGAGAAACCGUUGAACCAAUUACGUACUUUGAAUAUGUUAACUUAAUGGCGAUAAAGUAACGAAUGAAUAAAGUGAAAUGCAAUUUUACUUUUAAGUGAUGAAA